Molecule: messenger RNA, 429 nt
Organism: Daphnia carinata
Lineage: Eukaryota; Metazoa; Arthropoda; Branchiopoda; Diplostraca; Daphniidae
Exons: 1
Coding region: 1-429 (142 amino acids)
Biological process (GO): intrinsic apoptotic signaling pathway in response to endoplasmic reticulum stress; protein phosphorylation; IRE1-mediated unfolded protein response
Cellular component (GO): IRE1-TRAF2-ASK1 complex
Molecular function (GO): protein serine/threonine kinase activity; RNA endonuclease activity; ATP binding
Source: RefSeq, a predicted model, not a curated record
AUGCCACAUCAUAUCGAUGGUUUGCUUCAAUUAGCUUCUGGUCUCAAAUACCUCCAUUCAAAUAAUUUAGUUCACGGAGACAUCAUACCAGAAAAUGUCCUGAUAGUGGUGGAAUCUGCUAACCAAGAUGAGGUUACCCUCAAAUGGACAAAUUUUGGGCUGAUCAGAAGUAUCAGUGAAGCAAAGCAAAACAGUCCCAUCAGAAGAAAUAGGGCAUGGUUAGCACCCGAGUUGCUUCAAUUGACAAAUCCUAUAGGAAACGUAGAUGAAACCAGUUAUCCAGUAAGCGUCAUGAGCGACGUUUUUGCAUUGGGACUUGUUUUCGGUAGUCUAUUCUUGAACGGCGAACAUCUCUACGGUUCCACCGAAAAUGAAAUUGCCGACAACAUAGUUAAAGGAAAUCCCAUCAACAUGCAAAGUAAUCCCUGA